AUGACAGAAAUACAAGCUACUGCACCUGAGACGGAGGAGAAGCCAUGGGACCAAAAAGUGGGUUCCUUCACCGACAGUGUCAGGGAUGACUCCUCGGAAACGAUCGAAGAGAACGGCUCGCUGGCCGCCGUCGACGGUGUAGAGCGAGGAAUUGAGGACGGUGGCGCCGAGCCCGAGGCUGAAGGCGGCGCGUGCUAUGUUGAACUCCUCGAAUCCCACGAAGAAAAAUCUGCAGAACUCAAAAAUCCUACUAAGAAAACUCAUCAUCGGCGACCAUUGGCUGGAGAGUACACAAUCGACGCCACCACUGCCCAGAUGUCGACCCUCAUCGGCGCGUACGUCUCCAAGUGGUACUCUCUUCGCUGCAUCGACGACCAUCGACUGAAAGACUUACAUCGACGCUACGAAAAAGAUGAAGAGCGAGGAGUUGUUCCCCGUGGAGACCAUAAAAUUCCGGUACGACCCGAACGCCAUGUCCAAGGCCGUCGAGGAAACCCUAGACGACCACGAACAAACAAUGACUUAGUCUCAUCAGCGUUGGGUGGUUGUGUCUUAUCAACGAGAACAUGUCCUGUUAUCCUUGAUCCACGUUGCCCUUGCUUCCUGGGCUGUGUGCUUUUGUCCAGUAUCUAUGCGAACAAGAGCUAA
This is a messenger RNA of Striga asiatica, 648 nucleotides long. NCBI's taxonomy places the organism in Eukaryota, Viridiplantae, Streptophyta, Magnoliopsida, Lamiales, Orobanchaceae. The record is from the annotation of a GenBank genome assembly.